Molecule: messenger RNA, 1373 nt
Organism: Salvelinus namaycush (lake trout)
Lineage: Eukaryota; Metazoa; Chordata; Actinopteri; Salmoniformes; Salmonidae
Product: serine-aspartate repeat-containing protein F-like
Exons: 6
Coding region: 462-1373 (303 amino acids)
Molecular function (GO): calcium ion binding
Source: RefSeq, a predicted model, not a curated record
UCUUCAAACUGUGCCAUUUUACUGCAUGCUUAAACUUUAAAGGGUGGAGUAAACAAGCACUAUUUAAGGAGGACAAGAGGGUUACUUUUUUUUCUUCCAAAGGAGGACACCUACCUUUUUCCAGGAGGGAUUUGGUUUAUCGUUGUGUUGUGAGGAGUUGAGAACAAGUGUCUGGAUUUCUACUUGGAAUAUCCCCGUUCAACUGGGCAUUACAUAGGCCUAUUGUGUGCACUUCUUUAUAACUGGUGCCCGUUCCCCAUUGCUCUCCUUAGGGUUUGUGUGUGUGUGUGGGUGUAUUGUGUGUGUGGGACAGAAAGGCAACAAACUCUGGGGGUGUCAGUGUGCACGUGCUAAACCAUUGCACUGCAAAGGGAGUGAUCCCUCAUUUAUCUGGUAUCAUCCCUCACUCUCCUCGUUUAUCUAUCGUCCCUCACUCUCAACCCUUUGUUCUGAGAUUAAUCAUGGCCUCCUUUAAGACGUGGCUCUUGGGACUGUUCCUAGCCCUGCUCUGCACCUUCCAGACCCCUCUUGCCCCUGGCGUCAAGGCUCAAGACCUGCCGCUGGCCCCCCAACAGGAUGUAGUAGCUGAUGACGAGGGGGAGCAUGCAGCGGAUGUAGGGGGAGAUGACGACGACGAUGAUGAUGAUGAUGAUGGGGACAGUAAAGAGGACGAUGAGGAUGAUGACGAUGAUGACGACGACGACGAGGAUGAUGACGACAACGAUGAUGACGACGACGACGAUGAUGAUAACGAUGAUGAUGACGACGACGACGACGAUGAUGAUGACGACGAUGAUGACAACGAUGAUGACGACGACGAUGACGACAACGAUGAUGACGACGAUGAUGAUGACGAUGAUGACGAUGAUGAUGAUGACGACGAUGAUGACGACGAUGAUGAUGACGACGAUGAUGACAACGAUGACGAUGAUGAUGAUGCUUCUGCCGCAGCUGAUGAUGACGAUGACGACGACGACCACACGGAGGCUGACGGUAAUGAUGAUGAUGAUGAUGAUGAUGAUGUACCGGCUGCAGCUGAUGACGAUGAUGACGACAAUGAUGAUGAUGAUGCAGCUGAUGAUGAUAAUGACGAUGAUGAUGACGAUGAGGAAGAGGAGGAGGACGAUGACGGUCAACUGUAUCACAAAGGAUCCCUAUGUUCAUACUGUGAAUACUGUGAGCACUGUGACACCUGCAACAAGUGCCCAUGUGCAGAGGGAGAUAAGUCUGCCCAUUGUGACACCUGCCAGAUGUGCAACUUCUGCUACGUGUGUCCCAUUUGCAGCACACUUUGCCAACCAGGUGGUUUUCUGGACGAGCUGACUGGAUCAAUCUAUAAGACUGUAGCCGACGUCUUCGAAGCUGACAAAUAA